Messenger RNA from Varanus komodoensis (Komodo dragon), 5323 nucleotides. RefSeq names its product carbohydrate-responsive element-binding protein-like. Bases 240 to 2513 code for a protein of 757 amino acids. The transcript is spliced from 17 exons. The record is from RefSeq and is a predicted model, not a curated record. Gene Ontology annotation, molecular function: protein dimerization activity; RNA polymerase II cis-regulatory region sequence-specific DNA binding; DNA-binding transcription factor activity, RNA polymerase II-specific. Lineage: Eukaryota; Metazoa; Chordata; Lepidosauria; Squamata; Varanidae. Gene Ontology annotation, cellular component: nucleus. Gene Ontology annotation, biological process: regulation of transcription by RNA polymerase II.
AGCUUAUGGGACGGCAGCUGUCAGGACGAAGUUUCUUCACUGAGCUUUGCUUUCCUUUUGUCCUACCUCUGUGGCGGCAACUUUUGGCAACUGGGGCUAAUCUUUUCCAAUCGUGGUUACGCUGGCGGCGAUAUCCUGUUGCCAUGCUGACUGCAGAGCUGCUUUGGGCCUCCUAGCCAUGCUUAGGGCGGUGGAGGACAAGGGCAGUGGGAGCGGCAACAGGGCCUUCGCUGUGGAUAAUGUCGCGUCCCCAGAUCAUCCACAGCGGCCAUUUCAUGGUGUCGGAGCCCCACGCCGAGCUCGACCCAGACCCCGAUCCAGACCCCAACUCCGAGGCGGCGAUGAGCCCUGCAGGUCAAGCCUCUGCACGGCUACCGCAGCCAGGGCCGUGCAUGGGGGAGCACGGUCAGAGAAGAACCGGCUCGGGGUGGAAGGCCGCGGCUGGGAAGGCCCUUGAUGGGGCCCAGCAGGGUUGUGGGGCCACUUACGACUUCGUCACGGUGGACGAGAGUACGUGCCUGAUCUACCGCUACGGGCCACGAAGCAGCGGAGCCCUCAACAUCGACUCCUCCCUCACCAAGCUCUUCGAGUGCAUGACCUUGGCCUACAGUGGAAAACUUGUCUCUCCCAAAUGGAAAAACUUCAAGGGGCUAAAGUUGCUACAGCGAGACAAGAUUCGACUAAAUAAUGCCAUCUGGAGAGCCUGGUAUCUGCAGUAUGUGGAGAAAGGGCAGAAUCCUGUGUGCAGUUUUGUGGCUCCUCUAGAGUGCAGUGACAUCGAUGAGCACCGCAGGCCUGAGGCCAUCAUCAUGGAAGAGAAAUACUGGAAAUGCCAAAUUGGGGUUGUUGGUAGAGAAUAUCGGAGAUGGAGGACAUUCUACCAUACCAGGGUCAAGAAAAAGAUGAAUAAACCAGUCUGUGGCCUUACUCAGGAAGCAGGUGGUUGCAUUCCAGGGUUAGAGUUGAAUGGUGGGACAGCGAGUGGAAACCCCGUGGAGCUUGACCCCCUGCAUGAACUGAAUGCAAUACUGGGCACCAUCUUCUCCAGUCGCACCCCUUUUGGUGGCCCCAACCUACGUGGACUUGAUCACCAGGGUAAUGCAGACAUGAUCCAGCCCACGCUAACCCAACUCCAGCCCUUCUUUGGUGAAGAAUUCAUGGACACUAUGGAUCCCAUUCAUGAACUCAUCACUACUUGUCAUUCUCAGCCAACAGUCCAGGCUCUUGCACCACUGACAGAUGCUGCUGCCUUAGGCCUGUGUGGCUCAGAUGUCUCUCCAGCUGUCCCUGGUGCCAAAGAACUCCUUCCUGAAGAUGCUUUCCUUCCUGUUCCAAUCUCCUUGGAUGUGGAGCCACCCCCUCCUCUGAAUGGACAGCAGACCUUCCUGCCAUUCUUCCCUACCUCUCCAUGGAGCAUCAGCCCUCCACCACCGGCUCCUCCUGUCCUGCACAUACAGCCGCAGACCUCCUUGGUCUUCUCUGUCAUCACGCACACGGGGCCUGGGAACAAACCCUCCGUGUCCUCACCAGCAGGCACUUUUGCUGUGCCGAGCUCUGCUCCCACAGCCAAGAGUGGGAGGUGCCGGCAUCUGCAACGGAUUGCUCCAGCGCCCUCCUCUGGCUGUCAGCCAGGUCCUCCCAGUGCCUUCCUCACCCACUUGCUUACAACUGGUCUUGCACCACUGCCCCUCACUCUAGUCAUGAACUCUGCACAGGAGCGUAGCACCCCUGCUAGUGUCAUACUGGGCUCAGUUUCUCCAACAGAGGAGUCUCCUCUGCCAGACUGUGCUAUGGCAGCAGCCUUCUCCAAUGCCGGUGCCAAAACCAAGGAGAGAGCAACGAACAAAACUCUCUGCAGUCUUCAGGAAAGGAACAAACGCUACACUGCCAAGGGAAGCUGCCGAUCAAAUUUUCCAUCCACUGACUGUGCUCGCCGUAUGGUCAUCCGCUCUGGCUUCAACACUCUUGCCAAUCUGGUGCUGCCAGGAUCUGACCAGAUAAAUGCUAAGUUCAGCAAAGCAGCGCUCCUGCAGAAGAGCGUGGCCUAUGUGAGUAGACUGCAGCAGGAGCGCCAGCAAGCUCAGGAGACGGCAGAAAGACUGCGUGGUGAAAUCGAGGAGCUGAGUGCUGCCAUCGAUGUGUUCCAGCACCAGCUUCCACCCACUGGGGCUCCUGUUUUACCACCACAGUCAGAUUGGGCUUCUCAGCUUUAUGACGAAUAUGUGCACCAGCGCACUCUUCAGGACUGGCGCUUCUGGCUUUUCAGCGUGGUGAUUAAGCCACUGUUUGAGACGUACACCAGAACAGUGAAUACAGGCAACAUCAAGGAAUUUUGCCAGUCAGUGCUGAGGUGGUUGGAGCAGCACUGCGCACUACCUGUCUUACGCCCUGCAAUCUCUGGAUCUCUUCUGCAGCUCAGCAAGAUCACGUCCAUAUUGACUCAGCCAGCUCAGCUGCCUGAACAAGCUCUGAAGGCAGCCUCUUGCCCUUCUUACAGCAAAGGCAACAGUUAGGAUGAAGAUGGGCUCCAGUGGUGAAUAGUUAUCUUCACAGUGCUCUGGAUGCUGCCAGGAAAGCCAACAGUAGGGACCUGAAACCCAGGAAUGCCUUUAUGGUGCAAAAAAUUGCACAAGCCUAUACGAUGGUAUUGGAGCUGGGAAUUCCAGUGAAUUUUUAGGGAUUCACUUUGGUGCUGGCUGCCUCUUAAGCCUCGCAUGCUUACAGAACAAAGUGUAAGAUUUCAGAUUGUAGAGUGGGGGGUAUAGAGACAAAUUCUUAGAUGUGGAAUGUUAGGCAUGACUUCAACCUCCCUCCGUACAGGGUGAGAUGGGCUCCAAUAUCACUGUGGCUGCCCUUUCCUGUUUUCCCACCAGAGGGCAGUGAAGUGACUGUGCUAUCAAGAAAGGGGCUUUCCUGUAUACAAUUCCAGGCUCUGUUCCUCACUGAAUUGGAAUGCUUGUGGUAAACUGUCCGCACAAUGGAUAAUGCUACACCGGAAUAAUCUGCUCAAGUUUUGGGCAAAACUCCCUGUGCUCUACAAGCUAAUGGCAGAUUGUACUAAGGCAACCAUGCAUAUGAAGCCUCCCCUAGAUAUGGGUCAUCAGUUUUUCCUCUCUUUGUUCCAGUUCGUAAGUCUUAUGUUGGCCCAAGCAUUUUCAAGGCACCUCUUAGAAUUCUACAUGAGGGUGGAAUCUGAUCUCCAGCUCAGAAUUUUACACUUUACUAAUUUCUGCUUUGAGGAUAUCCUCCCCCUAAAAGAACAUCACAUAGCAGGAAUGAACCUUUGAGGAGCUGUUUUCCAGCACGGUCAUCUAUGUUCUGAUCUUAAGUCCUCUGAGUUCACUGGGGCUUACACCCAGGCAAAUUGUGCACCCUAUACCUCCUGUUCCCUAGGCCUCUCUUUCAGCUAAAGGUUUCUCUGGUGUAGGGUUUGGGGUACAGUAUGCCCCCGUGAAGUCGUGGAUCAGCAUUUGCGGCUUCAGUCUUUCGUGGGAUUUUUCUCUGAGCGAGUCCAAGCCGAUCUUGUGAGUAAGCCGGUGCCUCCCCAUGUGGAGGCUUACUCGCAAGAUGGUUUCCUCCGAGUUUGGACUUGCUUGAAGAAAACAGUCUCUGUGCGUGUGCGCCCACCGCCCGGCCCGGCCCAUGCCUCCCACCCACACCACCUUGACAGCCGGUGCCCAUUGCCUGCACCAAAUUUGCGGUCUUUCACAAUUCACAGGCACUUUAGGAACAUAAGCCCCGUGAAUUUCGGGGGACUACUGUAUACUGGUGCAGAACCUGCCCAAUCUCAUCUUUGUGCUUCUCUAGGCUCCCUGAUUAUGUGUGGAUCAGCAGUUUGAAAGUAGCAUAGUAUGGUAGUAUGAAAGAUACCACUUACCAUUGAUACUUUGCUGUGUUUCCUCUUUGCCAGUGCAGUCAUAGAAAAGCAGCAGUUACUCUCUGGCAAUCAGCAGACCUAAUUUCUAACUUCCAGGCUACGGUCUGAUGAAGCUGUUGCUCAUUAAAAUGGAAGGCAUCAGCCUCUUCUCAAAUGUUCCAGCGGGAGCAAUCCUAUGGCCCCUAAACAACAUCUAAGGGACCAUAGGAUAUUCUGAAUAUCCUGAUUUGAAUUCAGAGACAGCACUUCCAAUACUGGCAGGCCUCCUCUUUGCAGUUGUUUUGCAAAGAAUUGUGCUGGCUUUUUCUGGUAGGGAGAGGGAUGAAAUAGUGUUUCAGUGGGGAAGAAGAAGGCAGCAUAGUGGCCAAGGUGUAAUUUAUUUCCUAUCUUCCUUGCCCUUGGAAAUGCUGCUGCUAGAUGGGCAAAAAUGUCUCUCUGGCAAAAGUGCAAGGCCGGAAGAAAGGGAGGUAAAGAUUAUUCCUGGCACUCCUCCUGCCCUGCAUAGGAUAAGCAUAAGCCUCCAAGUUUAGGGACUUAGAAUAAUUGCAAAGGGAUUCUGUCCUUAAUCAUCAAAUUCUUGUGCACAUGGGUAAAUGAGAACCACAAUAAAGCCUGCUUUUCCUUUCCUGAAUUUUCAGUGGAUUCUGAACCAGCUCAAUAUGUUUCGCACUUGAAGCAGAAAAUCCAAAUGUUACUCUUUCCCCAUCCAUCCCCACCAAUUAAUAUGAAACUUUAGUCACCCAAAAUGCUUUUCCAUAUUACCUUUAAAAUGAACGGAAGCCACCGUAGGGCCUAGUGGUGUUGCAUAACUCCUGUUACAAGCAUGCCCAGGGCCACCAUUUGCCUAUCAUGCUUUUCCUAAUUUGUACCUCAAAUCUAUGAGCAGUGACAGCUGCCUCAAGGUAUUUGAUGCUAUUGAUGCCUGUGGGUGAAAGGACUAGACAGGAGAUAGCUUACCCUAAAGAAUUUAUGCUACACACUCCACUCAAGAUUAUUCCUCACUACUCUGCCCCAUUCUGGUAUAAAAAGACUAACAGGGAGUAAGCCAACUUCAUAUUGAAGGAAGAUGUCUCCAAGCUUGCAGAAAUUAGAAUUUACUCUUACCUGCUGGCAUGGAAGGUGUUCUUACAUGGGAGAAGUUGCAUCUUGAAAAAGCUACAUAGAUAAGCUCAGGGUACUUGGUUGUUUUUGCUGCUCUUUAAUAUAUUCUGCAAACAUUUGGGGUUUGUUUUCCUAUUCCAUUUGUAAUUUGUUUGAUUCAAAUAUGGGUGAUCUUUGACAACCAUUCAGUGAAGUUAGUCUCUUCUUUCUAGUGUUCCCCUUUUUCCUACUGUAUUUUCCUGAACUUCUAAUUUGUAUACCCAACUACCAACAAUGUUCCCCCUUUCUAUUUAUGCUUUUAUAGAAUGUUUUAUUGCUGCUAUUACAGAUUUUAAACAAAUCAAA